Leucoraja erinaceus (little skate) is the source of this 1812-nucleotide messenger RNA. RefSeq lists its product as uncharacterized. Gene Ontology annotation, molecular function: protein-membrane adaptor activity. The transcript is spliced from 10 exons. Gene Ontology annotation, cellular component: meiotic nuclear membrane microtubule tethering complex; nuclear envelope. Bases 1 to 1236 code for a protein of 411 amino acids. The record is from RefSeq and is a predicted model, not a curated record. NCBI's taxonomy places the organism in Eukaryota, Metazoa, Chordata, Chondrichthyes, Rajiformes, Rajidae. Gene Ontology annotation, biological process: nuclear envelope organization.
AUGACCUCACCUUAUCUUUGCACCGUGAUCCUGGUCCUGAAACUCCCCAGCAUCAGGAACAUCUUACCUCCAAUCUUUCCAGUCCUGUUACAACUUCUAAAUCCGGAGGUUCAUCCUGGGAAGUGUUGGCCAUUUAAAGACUCCCAAGGCUUUGUUGUCAUCGAGCUUGCUGUCUGGAUCAGGCCUACAGCCUUUACCCUGGAGCAUAUUCCAAAAUCCAUUUCUCCGAGUGGAUCAAUUAUAAGUGCCCCUCAAGACUUCUCUGUUUAUGCACUGAGCUGCAGGUCUACCACAGGUAGGUAUUUGGCGGCUGGUUUAUCUGAGCAGCUGGCUCAGUAUGAACAGCUGGUAAUGCAGCUCAUUGAUCAACAUCUGGACAAAAAGACCCAGCUGCAAGUGAGAGGUGAACACCUUAAGUUUUUAUCACUGUUAGGAGGUAUUAAUCACGUUAACUUUCUCAGUUACUGGAAGACCUCAAGGGAAAAGUCCGUGAAAACGAAGAAGAGUUUAUCGGAAAAAAAACGCAACUUGUCGCAACUUGUCGGUGUGUUGCAGGAAGAGCUUCAUAGAAAUAAUCGGGAUCUAGCGUUGCUGGAAGACUUGAAUGAAAAACUCGGGGAAAUCGAAGAGGAACUGCGAAAAACAACACAACAAUUGGAAAUACUGCAGACAAAUCUGGAAUGGAACAAUUGUGCGAUAGUGGAGUUAGUGGAACAUAUAAGAAUACUUGAAGAAACGAAUCAGGACCUGGACAACAAGUAUUACGCUGCAGAUUACGACAGCUAUAUCGAGAUCUGUGGUUUGAAGGCGACCCAUGAAAUUGAAUUAGCACAUCUCAAAGAACAAGUGAUGUUUCUGAUGGAAGAGGCAGAAAGGUCAGAGGACAGAUUUGUGUCAAAGGAAGCUACAUACCUGUUGAUAAUUGAACAGAUGCAAGAGGAGCUGGACAAUGUACAGGAAAAGGAAGAACUGAAAAUCCUUCCAGAAGAAACACAGCAGGAGCGCAGAGAACAAGAUCCGUCCUCCUGCAAGAAUGAAUUGGCUGAGCUAAGACAUGUCAGACCAGCGCCCAGGAAGCAAACAAUUGGCAAUGAAACACACAAGGAACAUGAGGAGGCUUUUGAGAAUGACUCAAUUGAAAAGGUGGUGGUGGCACGGAAGAAGGCGAAGAAGCGAGUGAGGAGUUUCAAACGUUUAUUCGCCUCUCGAAAAGUAAGACAUCACGAUGCAUGGUGAUGUUGAACCGGCCGACCCCUGUACGGAGCCAGUUCAGGGCGACCCACUCGUUCCAGGGCACGUCCGAGCCAGGUGUGGCUGUGGUGUUUGGUGCAACAGUGAAUUGAGGAGGUCAGGAAGUCUGUUCCCAGCUGGUUCUCCAAGCUCCUAGUGUGUUGAAACCGGAGCCACAGAGGGUGGCUGCGUGACGGUAGAAGGAGCGAUCAGAUGACAGGUGUCGAGGUCCCAGUUGCUGUGAGUCCUGGGCGAGGUGGUGCAAAGGAUGUUUGGUGUCCGAAGGGGCCUUGCACACCAGCCUGUGGGUGAAGUACUCUCUGCGAAGCUUGGCGGGUGCGAUAGCUGCGAGCACCGGCAGAAGAUCCGGAGUAGGACGUAGGCAGCCGGUGAUGAUCCGCAUGGUGUCGUUGAGGAUGGCGUCCAGCUUGCUAGUAUGAGCGCUGCGGCAUCAUGCUGGGGCGGUGUACACGAGUGCAAGAGACCGGUUCAGAGAAUAGAUAUCCAGGCGCCCCAUGAUGAUCCAGCCAAGCAAUGCAGGAGGUACACAAAAUGCUCGAGAAACUCAGUGGGUGCAGCAGC